AUGAAUGCGUCUACUUCGGAACAGCAACAGGCAGGAAAUGGAGGUGAACAGCUCCAAUCACCACCACAGCUGAAACAAGAACAAUCAGUCGAUGAGUUGGAUUCGCUAGCGGACACUGGAGAUAAUAAACCGUUAGACACCAAGUCACCGGGCGACACGCAGCCAUCACAACAAGCACAACCCCAUGCCCACCAUCAUCACCAUCAUCACCACCAUGGAUCACUGCACGGACAUCCACACCAUAACCACCACCAUCACCACCACCACCACCGUCACCAGGCUAUUGGGAGCAAGAAGAACACAAUUUCCAAAAGACUAAAUAAAGUGCAACUUGAUAAAUUACCCAUUCUUGAAAUAUUAAGUACUUAUUUCCCGGAGCGCAAAUUUCUCGGAGGUCUUAUAUACAAUAGCACCACCAGUUGGUCGAACAUUCAAUUGAAAUCGUUGAUUGGGUUGAAGCCGCAAUAUUUGAAUCGGUUAGAGGAAAUCAAGCAAAAUUUUCUAGAUAGAGUAGAGGAGGAAGGACAGAAUCUAACCAUCAAAUACAUACUGGUUAUUCCACCGUUGAAUAACGAGUACAUCAACCAUUUGAUUGAGGUUCGAAUUCCAUACAGAUAUAUCAAGAUAUUUCGAGAGCAAUUCGAAGAAGUCCACCAAGUAAAGAGACAAUUAUGGGGAGGUGGUUCAGGAAUAUACCUGGAUGACCUGGAUCUUCUAGCCGUGUUGGCCCACCAGGGUCUAUUUGAUAACAAUAUAAACUUGAGUGAAUGGAAUGCAGCCUGGCAGCAAAACGAUUUAAUAAUACCCCCAAACUUGGUCUAUGAUGAAGAGUUGAAAAUCUAUAACGGGGAUUUGAAUGUCAGUAUCUUACUAUUACCGGGCUUACCCAACUACAAAGGUUAUACCCAAAACGGAAUCAACUCCAGAUCGUGGCUGCCAUCAAACAAAAACCAAAUCCAUUCCAGGCUUUCCUAUUGCGUAUUCGAUAUCAAAUGGGAACAAUCCGGAAGCUAUCUCAAAGAUUACAAGUAUCGACAUUUAGUGGAAGAAGAAUUACAGAAUGACUUGAAACUAAUUGAAAAUAACUUACUCACAGAGAAAGGAUGGCAGUUCAACCUCGACUACUACAAAAAACUAAAGCAAAAGUUUGACAACUUACAACCUUCAAAAGAUUAA
Molecule: messenger RNA, 1176 nt
Organism: Hyphopichia burtonii NRRL Y-1933
Lineage: Eukaryota; Fungi; Ascomycota; Pichiomycetes; Serinales; Debaryomycetaceae
Gene: RXT3
Product: Rxt3p
Exons: 2
Coding region: 1-1176 (391 amino acids)
Source: RefSeq, a predicted model, not a curated record